Messenger RNA from Ciona intestinalis (vase tunicate), 3055 nucleotides. Its product is annotated as NUAK family SNF1-like kinase 1. Gene Ontology annotation, molecular function: tau-protein kinase activity; ATP binding. Gene Ontology annotation, biological process: microtubule cytoskeleton organization; protein phosphorylation; intracellular signal transduction. Gene Ontology annotation, cellular component: cytoplasm. Lineage: Eukaryota; Metazoa; Chordata; Ascidiacea; Phlebobranchia; Cionidae. The record is from RefSeq and is a predicted model, not a curated record.
UUUAAAGCUAAUGACUUUUCUUUAUAGUUGUACACAAUACAAUAACAUGAUAAGUUCAGAUCAAUGUAAUAAUACUAAUGUGAAUCCUGUUGCGACCCAAAAUGUUUACAUAUCGCCGGUUCGUCACACACAUCGUCACAACGUGAAAAGUCGAUAUGAAUUCCACCAUAAUCUGGGAAAAGGCACAUAUGGUAAAGUCAAGCUUGCGCGACACAGAGAUACAGGAAAUUUGGUUGCAGUGAAAACUAUAAAAAAAGACAAAGUAAAAGACCGUGUAGAUAUGAAACAUAUACGACGUGAAAUGGAAAUAAUGUCAUCAAUACAACACGACCAUAUUAUUCAAAUAUACGAAGUGUUUGAGAACCAGGAUAAGAUAGUAAUAGUGAUGGAAUACGCCGCUGGUGGCGAGUUGUACGAUUACCUUGCGAACAAAAGUGGAAUUUGUGACAAAGAAGCAAGAUCGUUUUUUCGCCAAAUCAUCUCUGCCGUUCGUUAUUGCCACAAGAUGGGCAUUGUACAUAGAGACUUAAAGCUUGAAAACAUCCUGCUCGACCAAGACCACACUAUUAAGAUUGCGGAUUUCGGUUUAGCAAAUAAAUUCAAGUCGGACGAACUUCUGCAGACGUUUUGCGGAAGUCCAUUAUAUGCGUCACCAGAAAUAGUUAAUGGUGUUCCCUACGUUGGACCUGAGGUUGACAGUUGGUCGCUUGGAGUUUUGUUAUACACCCUGGUGUACGGUACCAUGCCCUUCGAUGGAAGAAAUUAUCAAAUAUUAACGAAACAAAUAACUAGCGGGGAAUACGGGAAACAAAGCAAACUUUCUGAAGCACACUCCUUAAUCGCAUGGAUGCUCACGGUUGACCCGAAAAAACGAGCAACGAUCGAUGAUAUAGCGUCGCAUGCGUGGGUGUGCAGUGAUGACGUCAUUGUGCCGCCCUCUGUGGACACCAAGCGGAAAACAGAAGAAGAUGUGGACUUGAAUCAAAAUCAUUUAGAAACAUCGAAACAAGUGACGCACAACGUAGCUGCGGCAUUUGAUUCACAACCAAAGGGAAUUUUAAAACGAGUUCCAGCAAAACCUGCCCUUCCGCGUACUGUCGCAGGUAAACCUCCAUCUCAGGGCAACCAUACCAAGAAACACGAUUUCGACAACUCGUUAGCUGGACAACUGGCUGCUGUGUGUGGUUUACAAGCCAAGGAUAGUCUUAAAUUGAAAUCGAAGCCACAUGUAGUGACUGGUAAGCGUAGGGUAUUGCGUAGUAAACGCGAUAGAGAAAGUGGUUAUUAUUCAUCACCUGAACGUGUCCCUACAAUACCCGAAUCUUUAUUAGUUAACACUUCCACCGCAUCAUCAUCUGACACAACCAUCCACCAUGUUCCUCAUAUUAAAAGUUCGUUAACUCCACAAAGCAGAAGUAACGCAAUUCACUUCCCGUUGUCGCCAGCCACACAAACGUCGCAUCGAACUCCAACUAAUUCAACUCCCAGUAAAGAUUUUUACUUGAUCCCGGUGGCUCCAGCUGCCAGUGCCACAGAACGACUAACAAGCAUCAGCAGCGAUGAUGGGAGCAGUAUAGGAAGUUUAACCCGCCCAACAAGCACCUAUAGUGACUCCAGCAUCUUAUCGUCCGAUUCCUUCGAUCUUUGCACAUUCGAUGGCACCAUUGUUCCACAGGAGGAAGUGAAUGGUUACCCCUCUCCAACCCACCCGCAUGCUGGCAAUGAGGUCGCACAUAAACAUAAUGCCAAGUUUUACGCUACGAAUUCAUCGCCAACGUACCAACCACAACGACCAGUAAGCUUAUCUUUAGUACGAGACACUCUGCCACCGCUCGAAAGUGAAACGUUCACAUCUGAGCAACCGACCGGUUCACUAACUCCUAACAGCGAGAAAUUAGUGCGUGACUUGCAGCGUAUUCUCGGUCGACGAAGCGGUCCUCGCAACCGAAGUCGCCACGCUGCUUCGCCACAACCACGAAGACCUCACUCUGUAGAUGACGCUGGUUCUUCACAGCUGGCAGACAUGAUGAGCCAGUUAAACAUGGAUCUUGACAUUGCAUAUAAGAAAGCGCUUGACAUCUGCGCUAAUCUAAAGGCAGCCGAGGCUUAAUGUAGAUAAUACUGCGAAGUUGUUUUUCUUCAGAUUUCUAUGCUGUUACUUGUGCGUUACAUUGAAAUUCAGUGACUGACAUUGUGUUGUUCUCUCCCGAUUAAAAUUAUCUGCAACGACGUUGAUAAUUUUACUUCUGUUGUAAAAUUAUUAAAAUUCUGUACCCGCGUCAUUACUUUAACGUGCCCAAAAACCUUCCGUAUAUUAAUGAACAUUAGCAAUAUAUACAAAGCAAAGAAGCCUUUGAUGAAACAUACAAAUUUUACUGUGAUGACGUCAAUUAUGUCUACGUCACUGUGCUACGAUAAAAAUCAAAUCUUGAUGUAUCGUGUUAUAUUGGUACAUCAGUAAGCCAAUUGAAUUGUUAUCCCAUAUUUAGCAGCUACCAUCAAUAUCAUUGUCCACAUCUACCCACUCAGUGCUCAAACAUUUCUAUGCAGAUGUUCAUGGGCUGUUUUUAAAACGGUCUUUGUUCUUUUCUGUUCAUAAUAAUCGCCAACCACUGAUUCGUGCAACAACAUGUGUAACUUAAGUGUUAUAUCUCAAAUUAUUGAUAUUUCUAGAAGUUUCUUUCCUAUCUCGAAUCGUUAAAAUCAUCUCGUAACCGCAUCUUUGUUUUUCUAAUCGCGGAUCGCCUCCAAAUUCACCGUCAACGAAAUCUCAACGCUGGCUGCCAAAACCUGCGCUUAAUGCGCCAGGAUGACCCCAUUUUUCUUGCUUACCUUGCUCGUCGACACUGUUUCUUUGAGGCAACCCCCCUGUGUUACUAUCACGCUUGUUCUGUUCUAUAUUUAUUUACUUCUUCGUUCUUCCUGAUGUUCGUCAGAUUCGCCUCCUGAGUGCUUAGCCAAAGUAACACUAUCUAUUGCCGCUACAUGGAGCUGUCCGCUUGCACCAAUUGAACUCUGUUUGGUCAUGGAAUGAACAAUACCAAUAUAUAGCGCA